UUUCAUCAAAAGCUUUGAAUACCCUCUUUCAUUUCUUCCAAGAAAAGGCUCAGAGAAUCUCGAAAAAGAGCCAUAGAACACUUUUCCAUACAGCCAUGGCUUGUUGGUCUGCAGAAAAUGCCACAAAGGCCUAUCUCAACACACUGAAAAUGGGUCAAAAGGCCAAAGAGCCAGCAGUUGCAGAGUUCAUAGCAGCACUAGCUGCUGGCAACAAUGCACAACUGAUGGUUGUGGCAUGUGCUGGUGCAGCAGACUCCACCACACUAGCAUUAGUCAGUGCUGCACAUCAAACCGGUGGCCAUGUUGUUUGCAUUGUCUCCGGCCAUGAUGAAUUAAACGACUCAAAAAAGGUUCUUGGAGUGAAUGCUAGUGAAGUCCAGUUCAAGGUUGGAGAGGUUCAACAAGAACUGCUGUUGUUGAGACAAGCAGAUUUUGUGGUGAUUGAUUGCAACCAUGUUAGCCAUGGAGAGAUUGUUAAAGCAAUCCAAGAUGGUGGCAUGCAAAAUGGUGUAGUGAUUGUUGGCUGCAAUGCACUUAGCUGCAGAGGGUCAUGGUGGUCUUGUGGAUCAAAAACUCAGUUGCUGCCUAUAGGAAAAGGGCUUCUGGUUACGAGAUUUGGAAGAAGUGCUGCAAGCCCAAAACAUGGAUCUGGAGUGAGUAAGAACAGAAGUAGUCGUUGGAUUGUUAAGGUAGAUAAAUGCACUGGUGAAGAACAUGUGUACAAGAUCAGAGUUCCACAGGGAAAAGUGAUUCCAGCUUAAUCAUUUGGUUAAGUGCUUGAUUCAAGCCAUUAUGCUACUUUUCCAUCACUUUCUAGGGAGAAUGGAGUGGUUAAAUUUUGCAAUUAAGAAGGAACUAGAGGAGUUGGUGUUGGUCAAACUUCAAAUGUAUAUAUAGCAAAUUAUAGAUAUAUUUUUAUUACUAUUAUUACAAAAAAGGGUUUGCAGAAUUUUGUUUGUCUUGCAUAAAAGUACUACUUCUGAUGAAAAGAGAGAUCAAAACUCAACUAGUCUUCUUCUCAAAAUAUAGUGUUCAUGUCCCUCUUUGUAGCAUAUAAAAGGACCACAACAGAACAGUUAUACCAGAAGUUUUCUAGCAGACAUUCCGAGUCAUAAAAAUACAUGUAAAUUUAUAUUUUAUGUUUU
Messenger RNA from Vigna angularis (adzuki bean), 1145 nucleotides. RefSeq lists its product as uncharacterized. The coding region runs from base 96 to 761 and encodes 221 amino acids. Lineage: Eukaryota; Viridiplantae; Streptophyta; Magnoliopsida; Fabales; Fabaceae. The record is from RefSeq and is a predicted model, not a curated record. The transcript is spliced from 2 exons.